Messenger RNA from Parathielavia appendiculata, 713 nucleotides. RefSeq lists its product as uncharacterized. The coding region runs from base 265 to 657 and encodes 130 amino acids. The transcript has a single exon. The record is from RefSeq and is a predicted model, not a curated record. Lineage: Eukaryota; Fungi; Ascomycota; Sordariomycetes; Sordariales; Chaetomiaceae.
CAGCCGAGCUUGCGCAGUGCGGCGUCGUCGACGGUCUUCCCCGUCCUUUUUAACUUUCAUUGGAGAUUAGGUUCAACACACCAGGAUUCCGCGUGUUCUUCUUCAACUCCCAGAGAUUAGGGAACAACUUCCUUAGCUUCCGCUUAAGAGCAGCCCAGAUGUGCUCAAUUGGGUUCAAAUUGGGACUAUAUAUAGGCCAUCCCUUCCCGGUGAACAAACACCGGGGGCCGCCCGCGCGGGCGGCCGGGCAUCGCAAAAAUCGAGAUGCAGUACCUUUGCGACCUGUUUUCUCGAUUCCAAGGGGUUGCAGCUCCGCGCAGCCGUUGCGCGGCCUGUUGGCGGCCGAGGACGUCGAUUUCGAGGAUCAAAAGUGAGAUUUUCGAGCGCCCGAAAAUCCCUCACCGCCCCGCCCGACAAUCGCGACAACCGACACCAACGACAACAACAAGCUGCAACAAGUUUGCAAGAUUAGGGGGAUACUGGGUACGAAAACCACCCGACUCUUUCGACGUUCUGAAGAAGAGACAGGGCACCCCCGGCCCUGCCCGGUUCUGGGGGAGCGGAAUCAAGAGUCUGGCGGCGCGACCGACCAGUGCGACGAAGCUACGAGGACCGGAGCAAAAGCUGUUGUACGAUUCCGAUUGCAAGAGUUGUUAAUCGACCGAGGAGACGGAGAGUAACGGGUUCGUUAAGGAAGGCACACGGGCGGCCGG